Messenger RNA from Trypanosoma rangeli, 1056 nucleotides. RefSeq lists its product as uncharacterized. The transcript has a single exon. Lineage: Eukaryota; Euglenozoa; Kinetoplastea; Trypanosomatida; Trypanosomatidae. The record is from RefSeq and is a predicted model, not a curated record. Bases 1 to 1056 code for a protein of 351 amino acids.
AUGUCUUUUCCACCCAUUGAGGAAGCCCCACGCUCCAUGACGCGCCGCAACUACCUUGUGGAGCGCAAUCGCCUGCGCGUCAACGCGUAUGCGCCAAUCCGCAAGGAGCUGGAGGAGGAAGACAUCCGUGUGGCGCGGGCGCGUCAGGAGCAGCACAAGAAGAUGCUCGACAGCUGGAAGACCCAGUCCAACUACAACCCAGAUGCCUCGAGGCCCCUCCCUGGUGGAGGGCCACAUUUGAAGCGCAUGAAGAAGGCAUCCGCGCUCAAGAACCCCAAUUACUAUCAAAUUAUCAAGGAGGAGGAGGCGGAGCUAAAGGCGGAGCGGACCGCUAUGUACAAAGCUGACAUGCAGCAGCAGCUUAAGGAUCGGAAGGAGUACCUCAGUAAGUCGCGCUCAGCUGAGAAGGCGUACGUCACAGCGCUUGUGGAAAGUCACAAGGAAAUGGCGCGUCAGAUGGAGGAACGCGAGCGCGAAGACGCAAAGGCCCAAAAGGCAUACAUGGACCGCAUGCGAGAAAGUAACCUGCGGGAGUUGGAGCAGAGACGCCUCAAGGAGAAGGAGCGUGAAGAGUAUGAACUUUCUGUUCUGCGAAACCUGCAGGAGCGUGAUAAGGAGAAGGCCGCAACGGAGGAGCGCCGCGCAAAGGAUAUGAAGCUCAUGAUGCAGAAGGAAAAUGAGGAAUAUAAUCGUAGCAUGAUGAAGAAGCAGGAGGAAAACAAAGCGCGCGAGGAGGCAGAACUGAAGGCCAUACUGGAAUUCAAUGCCACCCUUGCGGAGCGCGAGCGUCAGAAGCAGGUGCGUGAACGGGACCGCUACAGGACAGAAUUUGAAGAAACCAUUAAAAAGCAGAAGGAGUUUCAUCAAACCCACAACUAUGACGAACCCCUGGAGGCGAUCCGCGAGCGGAAUGAGAAGGCUGCUGCGUCUUUGCUGCUUAUCAAGCAAGAGGAGCGGCUUCGCCUGGUGGACCGCCGUCGGGAGUAUCGCAACGCAUUGAUGCAGCAAAUUCGUGAGAAGCAGGAGUGGCAGCUGUCACACAUCGACGGAAUAUGA